AUGGUCGUGCACUUUGGAGCUGAUUGCGUCGAGGUCGCGGCGCAGCUUGGCCACUUCCGGGUCGGUGUCUUUCUCACCAUUCGUCGUGGCAUUAGAGCUAGUCGCGGCGGUGCUUCUUGUCGGCGUCUGGAAGAGGCGGCGGUUAACGCGGCGGUCGUGACGGGAGCUUCUACGUCAGAACCGGUGGCGGCGAGGGUUGACGUGACCGUUGGUCGCGUCGAUUUCGACGGGAUGGACGAUGGGGUUUCCAUCUGCGCCGAGUUGACUUUGCAGUCCGCCUUGUUCUGGUGCUGGGAUCAUCAGCUGGAGGUGCCAUCUUUGAACCUUGAUUGA
Messenger RNA from Microthlaspi erraticum, 333 nucleotides. The record is from the annotation of a GenBank genome assembly. NCBI's taxonomy places the organism in Eukaryota, Viridiplantae, Streptophyta, Magnoliopsida, Brassicales, Brassicaceae.